ACUCAGGACCUCUGGAAAAGCAGCCAGUGCUCUUAACCUCUGAGCCAUCUCUCCAGCACUCAAGACAGAAUUCUUAAGUGGAGCUGCCUUUGAGGUGCACAGAGGACCCCCAGUGACACAUCUGUCCUCCUCGCACCGUCUGUCUAGGACAUUCCAGUGUGGGUGCAGCGGCUGCUUUUGAGUCACAAUCCUGUGAGUGACACCAGUAAAUGAACUGGUUCACCAUGCUGGACAUGGAGUAAUUUCUUGGGUCAGCAACGCUGCUGUCCUUUCGGGACUGGAAUUCAAAGUCACCAGUUCCAGAGGAUCCAACGCCUUCUUCUGGCCUCCACGGAUACUUCAUGCACAUACAUAAAAACACAUAAAAUAAAAAUAAAUAAGUCACGGCUGGAUGUAGUGAAGCCCACCUUUAAUCCCAGCCCUUGCGAGGCAGAGAUCUGUGAGUUUGAGGACAGCCUGUCUACAUAGUGAGUUCUAGGACAGCUAGGGCUACAUGGUGAGAUCUUGUCUCAAACCACCACUUCAAAAAAAAAAAAAAUCUCAAAAAGUAAACAGCUAGAUUCCCUCUAAGCUGAGCCCUCCCAACUCUUGACCCAUAAGGCCCAUGAGCAAUGACUGUCUUAAGAUACUCAGUUUGGGGCUAGGGAGGUGGCACAUUGUUAUGUUUGCCCCACAAGCAAGUUGGGGACCGAGAUCAGCUCCCCAACACCCAUAUGACAGAUCUUGGCAUGGCAGCUUGUAAUUGCAGUCUUAGAGCUUGUUGAGGUUAAGACAGGAGGAUUCCUGGAGCUUGGUCUAUUCUGAAUCAGCAAGCUCUAAGUUAAGUGAGAGACCCCGUCUCAAAAGGUAAGGUGGGGAGUGUUUGCAAAAGACACCGGCAUGUGGCUUCAAUACACGUGCACUCCUGCACACACAUGAACACACACACAAAUCACUGAAUUUUAGGGUCACUUGUUAUGUGGUCAUCAAUACAACUUCCUAACAGCUCCUCUCUGCAAAUGGGUUAUCUUAAGUGCUUAAUAUACUUUGAGCUCGUCUGAUCUGUUUUGUGAGAUGAAGGCACACAGAGGUACAGCAACUUGCUUAACACGAUACAUCUUGUAAUGGUGAGAGCAUUGAACCUGGUCUGUCUGACUUCUGGUGUGGGUAUUUUGCUACAGGGCCCUGUUGGCUUUAACCAGGUGUAUAUAUAUGGUGUGGAAAGAAAGUGAAAUCUUCAAGAAGUCCAAGGAGGCCUCAGAGAAUCCUGACAUUUUAGGAAAGGCAGGAAACAUGGGGAAGCCUAGGGGUUAGGGGAUGUCUGUAACUACCUCUCAGCUUUGCCAUUUCCUAGGUGUUUCCUCAGGCAAGUCAGUAAUCCUGUCGUGUCUCAGUUUCCCUGUCAGCACAGUAUAGGUGCUGGUAGCCAAAUGGACAUCUCCUGGGGGGUCUGUGAAGAUGAACUGUGUUAAUCCCAGGUCUCCUCAGUGCUGGGGAGCGUGCUGGGGCCUGCAGGGUAUGCAGGGGGCUGAGUCUGAGGCUAAUGAGCAGGUGAGGCCACAGCACAGACGGAGGCUGAGCUCAGCGUCUGCUCUCUGUGGAAAUGGCUGAGCCCCGGUCUCAAGGCCACACCGUCGGACCCUUGCUGCUGCUGCUGCUGUUGCUGCUGCCACCCCAGGCCCUGCCGGAGGGGCCCCUGCUAUUUGUGGCUCUGGUGUUCCGACAUGGCGACCGGGCCCCACUGGCCUCCUACCCCACAGAUCCACACAAGGAAGCUGCCUCCACCUUGUGGCCCCGAGGUUUGGGCCAACUGACUAAGGAGGGCAUCCGCCAGCAGCUGGAACUGGGCCGAUUUCUGAGGAGGCGUUACAAGGCCUUCCUGAGCCCUGAGUACAGGCGCGAAGAGGUGUACAUCCGCAGCACAGACUUUGACCGGACAUUGGAGAGUGCACAGGCCAACCUGGCUGGGCUCUUCCCCGAGGCUGCCCCUGGAAGUCCUGAGGCUGACUGGAAGCCCAUUCCAGUGCACACAGUGCCUGUGUCUGAGGACAAGUUGCUGAGGUUCCCCAUGCGCAGCUGCCCUCGAUACCAUGAGCUGUUGCGGGAGUCCACAGAGGCAGCUGACUACCAGGAGGCCCUGGAGGGCUGGACAGACUUCUUGACCCGCCUGGGCAACUUCACUGGGCUGUCCCUGGUUGGAGAGCCACUCCGCAGAGCAUGGAAAGUUCUGGAUACCUUGAUCUGUCAGCGCGCCCAUGGUCUUGCUCUUCCCUCCUGGGCCUCCCCAGAUGUCUUGAGGACUCUGUCACAGAUUUCCGCUCUGGAUAUCAGGGCACAUGUGGGCCCACCCCGAGCAGCAGAAAAGGCCCAGCUGACAGGGGGGAUUCUGCUGGAUGCCAUCCUCAGCAACUUCUCUCGGGCUCAGCGCCUGGGGCUGCCCCUCAAGAUGGUCAUGUACUCAGCUCAUGACAGCACCCUGCUGGCCCUCCAGGGGGCUCUGGGCCUCUACGAUGGGAACACCCCACCUUAUGCUGCCUGCAUGGCCUUUGAAUUCCGGGGGAGCUCCAGGGAACCUGAGGAGGAAGAUGGAGAGAAUGUCACUGUCUCUCUCAUCUACCGCAAUGACACCUCUCGCCCACCCCUGCCACUCAGGGUCCCUGGGUGCCCAGCUCCCUGUCCACUUGGGCGCUUCCAGCAGCUGACUGCUCCAGCCCGGCCUCCAGCUCACGGGGCCCCCUGCCAUGGUUCUUAUGAGCCUGCCAGCCCCCCAGCCACGGUGCCCCUGCUGGCCGGAGCUGUGGCUGUGCUGGCUGUGCUAAGCCUUGGGCUUGGCCUUCUGGCCUGGAGGCCCAGCUGCCUGCGGGCCCUGGGAGGGGUUGUGUGAGGGAGGGGAGGGAAGAGACACAAAAGUGCCCCGAGCUGACACUGGAUCCCAACACGUGUGCUCACCUGCUACUCUGGCUUGUCACUUACUAUGCUCAUGCGCGUGUGGGGAUGAUGGCUGGGUGGACCCCAAGCAUUAUGCUAGCCUGGACACUGCAAUCAGAUGCUGUACAUACAGGUGUCAGGGCUCACAAUAAGCCUGUGUGCAGGUGGGAACCUGUAGCCUGAGAGCACACAGGACUGAACUGCCUUAAGCAACUCUACCCCGGCAUUACUUCCUACUGGUAGCAGAGCAGAUGGAGGUAGGGGCUCUCCCAGGGCACCAAGGUAACCAGUACCUUCUGUAAGCUCCACUACCUCAAGCCCUCCCUGAAGUGGAGGGUUUAACCCCUGCUGACCAGCAGCCACCUAGCCAUUGCCAUCACCUGGAGCCCCAUGCCCAUUGUCUUGUGUCCACAUUAUUCUCCAGAGCCCCCAGCCAACACUGGGAAAGCCAAUAGGUGACCCCUGUCUUGGGAGGUUUCCUAUCUGGGGGAGGUACAUCAAAACCUGAGAUCCCAAGGAAGCUAAGGGGCAUACCUUGGAAUCCUAGGACAGCCUCAACCAGAAGGUCUGAUUCACAAGAACCAAAGCAAACUCGAAUCAAAUGCAGGCUGAGGUAGGGGAUGAGGCCAGCCAGUGGCUAUGACUGGCCCCUACCAGCCCACCUUUCCUCACCAGACCGCUGGAGUAUCCUCUGGAAACAGGCCAAAGGUGGGCAAGUGCGCCUGUGCCUCACCUGCCCUGGACCCAGCUCAUCACCCAGAUUCUACCCACGCCGGGACCGAAUCAAACAGCACACUCCACAGAGGGCAAUGAUCCAGCCAUUUAAUAGGAACUCACGAAGGCAAAAGUUCCAGGGCUGCCCACCUCACCCCUCCACUAAAUCCAGAUCUACAUUGGCCAGAGGCCAUCUGUGCAGCCAGGGAGACCAGACCCAGCUGGAAGGUGCUUCAAGAGGGAAGGGUAUGGUUAAAAGAAAAUGGGGACAGGGUCCCCAAAGCAAAGUCUUUACAAAAGGGGGUUCUCCUCCCCACAAAAAAGUGUCACAUAAGCUCAAAAUAAAAUAUAAAGUAAAAA
Molecule: messenger RNA, 3981 nt
Organism: Rattus norvegicus (Norway rat)
Lineage: Eukaryota; Metazoa; Chordata; Mammalia; Rodentia; Muridae
Gene: Acp4
Product: acid phosphatase 4
Biological process (GO): negative regulation of protein processing; regulation of neuronal synaptic plasticity; negative regulation of ERBB4 signaling pathway
Cellular component (GO): lysosomal membrane
Molecular function (GO): protein tyrosine phosphatase activity; receptor tyrosine kinase binding; acid phosphatase activity
Source: RefSeq, a predicted model, not a curated record